UAUUGUAUUGCCCUUGGCAUGAGAAUAUAUCUAUUCCAUCAGUGGUGUGUUAGGACUAACAUAGUUUCAACAAGCAUAUAAGAGGCCGCAGGUAGCGGCACCUCCUCCGCCAGGAUGUCUGGCACAGGUACGGUGCUACAACAGUUUGUGAGCGGCCUCAAGAGUCGAAACGAGGACACGCGUGCCAAAGCUGCUAAAGAACUUCAGCAUUAUGUCACUACAGAGCUCAGAGAACUGAGCCAAGAAGAUGCCACAACAUUUUAUGAUGAGCUGAACCACCACAUAUUCGAGCUGGUUUCCAGCUCAGAUGUGAAUGAGAAAAAAGGAGGUAUUCUUGCUAUAGUGAGCUUGAUCGGUGUGGAGGGAGGCAAUGCCACAAGGAUCAGCCGCUUCGCUAACUACUUGCGCAACCUGCUGCCGUCCAGUGACCCUGUUGUCAUGGAGAUGGCAUCCAAGGCCAUGGGCCACCUAUCCAUGGCAGGCGACACAUUUACUGCAGAGUAUGUGGAGUUUGAGGUAAAACGGGCUCUGGAAUGGUUAGGAGCUGACCGGAACGAGGGUCGACGCCAUGCGGCGGUGCUGGUGUUGCGUGAAUUGGCGGUCAGCGCUCCCACUUUCUUCUUCCAACAAGUGCAGCCGUUCUUUGACAACAUCUUCUACGCCGUGUGGGACUCGAAGCAGGCGAUCCGGGAGGGAGCCGUGUCUGCUCUCCGAGCUUGCCUGAUCCUCACCACCCAGAGAGAGACCAAAGAAAUGCAGAAGCCUCAGUGGUACAAGCAAACCUUUGAAGAGGCAGAGAAAGGAUUUGACGAAACUCUUGCCAAAGAGAAAGGCAUGAACAAGGACGACAGGGUUCACGGAGCUCUGCUGAUUCUAAACGAGCUGGUCCGCAUCAGCAGCAUGGAGGGAGAGCGAAUGCGUGAGGAGAUGGACGAGAUCACGCAGCAGCAGAUGGUUCACGAUAAGUACUGCAAGGAACUCAUGGGAUUCGGCACAAAGCCGCGCCACAUCACCCCCUUCACCAGCUUUCAGUCAGUGCAGCCGCCUCAGUCCAACGCCCUGCUUGGACUCCUGGGGUACAGCAGCCAGCAGUGCUUUCUCAGUUUCGGUGCUGUGCCCGCGCCAUCCAAGAGCACCUUGGUGGAGAGCCGCUACUGCCGAGAGCUGAUGGAGGAGCGCUUCGACCAGGUGUGCCGGUGGGUGCUGAAGUACAGGACCACUAAAAAUCCUCUCAUCCAGAUGACUAUUCUCAAUUUGCUGCCACGCCUGGCGGCCUUCCAGCCAUCCACCUUUACGGAUCAGUAUUUGGCCGACACAAUGGGCCACCUUCUAGGCUGUCUGAAAAAGGAGAAGGAGCGCACAGCUGCAUUUCAGGCCCUGGGACUCCUAGUGGUGGCAGUCAGGACUGAAAUUCAGCCCUUCCUCACCAAAAUCCUGGAGAUCAUUAAAGCGGCGCUGCCACCGAAGGAUUUUGCACACAAGAGACAGAAGGCCAUGCAGGUUGAUGCCACUGUGUUUACCUGCAUUAGCAUGCUGUCUAGAGCUAUGGGACCCAGCAUCCAACAAGAUAUCAAGGAGCUACUGGAGCCCAUGUUAGCUGUUGGGCUAAGCCCCGCCCUGACUUCUGUACUCUAUGAUCUGAGCCGUCAAAUCCCUCUACUUAAGAAGGACAUCCAGGAUGGACUGCUGAAGAUGCUGUCACUGGUGCUAAUGCACAAGCCACUCCGGCACCCUGGGAUGCCCAAGGGCCUGACACACCAACUGGCCUCACCCAGCCUCACCAAUAUUCCUGAAGCCAGUGACGUGGGCAGCAUCACCCUGGCUCUGCGCACCCUGGGCAGCUUUGAGUUUGAGGGUCAUUCACUGACGCAGUUUGUGCGCCACUGUGCCGACCACUUCCUAAACAGCGAGCACAAGGAGAUCCGCAUGGAGGCAUCGCGUACCUGCUCUCGCCUUCUCACGCCCUCCAUCCAUCUGAUCAGCGGCCACGGCCAUGUGGUCAGCCAGACGGCUGUGCAGGUGGUGGCCGACGUCCUCAGCAAACUGUUGGUAGUAGGCAUUACUGACCCAGAUCCAGACAUUCGUUACUGUGUACUGGCCUCUCUGGACGAGCGCUUCGAUGCCCAUCUGGCACAGGCAGAGAACCUACAGGCUCUUUUUGUGGCACUGAACGAUGAGGUGUUCGAGAUCCGGGAGCUGGCAAUCUGUACCAUUGGCCGCCUCAGCAGCAUGAACCCAGCUUUCGUCAUGCCUUUCCUGCGCAAGAUGCUCAUUCAGAUCCUGACUGAGCUCGAGCACAGCGGCGUGGGUCGAAACAAAGAGCAGAGCGCUCGCAUGCUGGGUCACCUGGUGUCCAACGCUCCCAGACUCAUCAGGCCGUACAUGGAGCCCAUUCUUAAAGCCCUCAUCCUGAAGCUGAAGGAUCCAGACCCUAACCCUGGCGUAGUCAUUAGCGUCCUAGCCACCAUCGGAGAGCUGGCUCAGGUGAGUGGACUGGAGAUGAGAAAGUGGAUGGAUGAGCUUUUCCCCAUUAUCAUGGACAUGCUCCAGGACUCGUCUUCACUUGCCAAAAGACAGGUUGCGCUGUGGACCCUGGGCCAGCAGGUUGCCAGUACAGGCUACGUGGUGGAGCCUUACAGAAAGUAUCCCUCUCUGCUUGAGGUGCUGCUCAACUUUCUGAAAACCGAGCAGAACCAGGGAAUCAGACGAGAGGCCAUCCGUGUGCUGGGUCUCCUCGGUGCACUGGACCCCUAUAAGCACAAGGUCAACAUAGGCAUGAUCGACCAAUCACGCGAUGCAUCUGCUGUCAGCCUCUCGGAAUCCAAGUCCAGUCAAGACUCAGCUGACUACAGCACCAGCGAGAUGCUUGUGAACAUGGGGAACCUGCCUUUAGACGAGUUCUAUCCAGCAGUUGCCAUAGUAACCCUGAUGCGCAUCCUACGUGACCCUUCGCUCUCCAACCACCACACCAUGGUGGUGCAGGCCGUCACCUUCAUCUUCAAGUCACUGGGCCUCAAGUGUGUGCAGUUCCUACCACAAGUCAUGCCCACGUUUCUCAACGUCAUCCGAGUGUGUGACACCAGUAUAAAGGAGCUGGUUCCACUCUUGGGGAUGGUGGUGUGCUUUGUGAAGAUCCAUAUUCGACCAUACAUGGAUGACAUUGUCGCCCUGAUCCGGGAGUAUUGGACCCCCAACAACCCAAUGCAGAACACUAUCAUCCUGCUCAUAGAACAGAUAGUCGUGGCUCUGGGAGGAGAGUUCAAGCUGUACCUGCCUCAGCUAAUCCCACACAUGCUGCGUGUCUUCAUGCACGAUAGCAGCCCAGGCCGAGGUGUCACCAACAAGCUGCUCCUGGCCAUACAGCUGUUUGGUGCCAACCUGGAUGACUACCUCCAUCUGCUGCUGCCUCCUAUUGUCAAGCUGUUUGAUGCCCCUGAUGUCCCACUGCAAGCUCGCAAGGUUGCCUUGGAGACCUUGGACCGUUUGACGGAGUCCCUCGACUUCACUGACUACGCUUCCAGAAUCAUCCACCCCAUCGUUCGCACUCUGGACGGGACCCCUGAGCUGCGAAUCACUGCAAUGGACACCUUGUCCUCGUUGGUUUUCCAGCUUGGUAAAAAGUACCAGAUCUUCAUUCCCAUGGUGAACAAAGUCAUGCUGAAGCAUCGAAUCAACCACCAGCGCUAUGAUGUGCUCAUCUGCCGCAUUGUUAAGGGUUACACUCUGGCCGACGAGGAAGAGGACUCUCAGAUUUUCCACCAUCGGCAAUCGCGUAGUAGCCAAGGGGACACGCUGGAGGGCAGUCCGGUGGAACCAGGACCAAUGAAGAAGCUGCAUGUCAGCACCACAGCACUUCAAAAGGCAUGGGGUGCUGCCAGGAAGGUAUCCAAAGACGAUUGGCUGGAAUGGUUGCGGCGUCUAAGCGUCGUCCUGCUGAAAGAGUCUCCCUCUCCUGCCCUUCGUUCCUGUUGGUCCCUCGCUCAGACCUACAUUCCACUGGCCAGGGAUCUCUUUAAUGCUGCGUUCCUGUCGUGCUGGUCUGAGCUGAGUGAGGACCAACAGGAUGAGCUGAUCCGCAGCAUUGAGCUAGCGCUGACCUCACAGGACAUCGCUGAGGUCACUCAGACUCUGCUCAACCUGGCGGAAUUUAUGGAGCACAGUGACAAGGGUCCACUUCCUUUAAGGGACGACAACGGAGUCGUCUUGCUGGGUGAAAGAGCCGCUAAAUGCCGUGCCUAUGCCAAGGCUCUUCAUUACAAAGAACUGGAGUUCCAGAAAGGCCCGUCUCCUCUUAUUCUGGAAUCACUUAUUAGUAUCAACAACAAGCUGCAACAGCCGGAGGCCGCGUCAGGGGUCCUGGAGUACGCCAUGAAGCACUUUGGUGAAUUGGAGAUCCAGGCCACCUGGUAUGAGAAGCUCCAUGAGUGGGAAGAUGCUCUGGUUGCCUACGAUAAGAAGAUUGACAUGAACAAAGAGGACCCCGAGCUCAUUCUUGGCCGCAUGCGGUGUUUAGAGGCGCUGGGUGAAUGGGGUCAGCUACAUCAGCAGUGCUGUGAAGAAUGGACGCUGGUCAGCGAAGAGACACAGGCCAAGAUGGCACGCAUGGCAGCUGCUGCAGCCUGGGGCCUCGGACACUGGGACAGUAUGGAAGAAUACACCUGUAUGAUCCCUAGAGAUACCCAUGACGGUGCCUUCUAUAGGGCUGUGCUCGCAUUGCACCAGGAUCUCUUCUCAUUGGCUCAACAGUGCAUCGACAAGGCCAGAGACCUGCUGGAUGCUGAGCUGACCGCCAUGGCUGGAGAGAGCUACAGCAGAGCAUAUGGGGCCAUGGUGUCGUGUCAGAUGCUGUCAGAACUAGAGGAGGUGAUACAGUAUAAACUGGUUCCAGAGAGGAGAGAUAUCAUCAGGGAGACAUGGUGGGAACGAUUACAGGGCUGCCAUCGAAUAGUGGAGGACUGGCAGAGGAUCCUGAUGGUGCGUUCUCUGGUCAUCAACCCACACGAGGACAUGAGGACGUGGCUGAAAUAUGCCAGCCUGUGUGGAAAAAGUGGACGACUGGCUCUGGCUCAUAAGACUCUUGUGCUGCUGCUCGGUGUUGACCCAUCCAAACAGCUGGAUCACCCGCUGCCCACGGCCCACCCGCACGUGACCUACGCUUAUAUGAAGUACAUGUGGAAGAGUGCACGCAAGAUCGACGCCUUUCAGCACAUGCAGCACUUUGUGCAGGGCAUGCAGCAGCAAGCGCAGCAUGCCAUUGCAGCCGAGGACCAACAGCACAAGCAGGAGCUGCACAAACUCAUGGCCAGGUGUUUCUUGAAAUUGGGUGAAUGGCAGCUCAGUCUACAGGGCAUCAACGAAAGCACCAUUCCUAAAGUGCUACAGUAUUACAGUCAUUCCACUGAGCAUGAUCGUAACUGGUACAAGGCCUGGCACGCCUGGGCUGUCAUGAACUUUGAGGCCGUGCUCCACUACAAGCACCAAAACCAGGGCCGGGAUGAGAAGAAGAAACUCCGGCACCCCAGCGGCGCUAGCGGAGCCAGCGUUAACAGCGAAGCCAGCAACAGCGAUAACGAAGCGGAGGGUGCUGAUCACAGCGCAGCACCAUCACCCGGCCAGAAAAAAGUCAAUGAGGAUUUGUCCAAGACUCUCCUGCUCUACACAGUUCCCGCCGUCCAGGGCUUCUUCCGAUCCAUCUCGCUCUCACGUGGAAACAAUUUACAGGACACGCUGAGAGUCCUGACCCUGUGGUUUGAUUAUGGCCACUGGCCUGAAGUGAAUGAAGCUCUAGUAGAAGGAAUCAAAACCAUCCAGAUAGACACCUGGUUACAAGUAAUUCCCCAGCUGAUAGCUCGUAUAGAUACCCCUCGUCCACUGGUGGGACGCCUCAUCCAUCAGUUGCUUACAGACAUCGGGCGCUAUCACCCACAGGCUCUGAUCUACCCAUUGACCGUGGCAUCCAAGUCCACCACUACAGCUCGGAACAAUGCUGCCAAUAAGAUCCUGAAGAACAUGUGUGAGCACUGUAACACACUGGUCCAGCAAGCCAUCAUGGUGAGUGAGGAGCUGAUCAGGGUGGCCAUCCUGUGGCACGAGAUGUGGCACGAGGGCCUGGAGGAGGCCUCACGCCUGUAUUUCGGCGAACGGAACGUCAAGGGCAUGUUUGCCGUGCUGGAGCCUCUUCAUGCCAUGAUGGAGAGAGGACCUCAGACCUUAAAGGAGACGUCCUUUAAUCAGGCGUAUGGUCGAGAUCUGAUGGAGGCACAGGACUGGUGCAGGAAGUACAUGCGCUCAGGGAACGUGAAGGAUCUGACCCAGGCCUGGGACCUGUAUUACCAUGUGUUCCGCAGAAUCGCCAAACAGCUGCCACAGCUCACUUCUCUGGAGCUGCAGUACGUCUCACCCAAGCUUCUUAUGUGUCGGGACCUGGAGCUCGCUGUGCCGGGCACUUAUGACCCAAAUCAGCCAAUCAUACGCAUCCAGUCUAUCGCACCAUCACUGCAGGUCAUCACUUCCAAACAGAGACCGCGCAAGCUCACCAUUAUGGGCAGCAACGGGCACGAGUUCAUGUUCCUGCUCAAGGGACACGAGGAUCUGCGUCAAGACGAGAGGGUCAUGCAGCUGUUCGGGCUUGUCAACACCCUGCUGGCUAAUGACCCAGCAUCUCUUCGGAAGAAUCUCAGUAUUCAGAGGUAUGCAGUAAUCCCAUUGUCCACCAACUCUGGCCUGAUUGGCUGGGUUCCUCACUGUGACACGCUGCAUGCUCUGAUCCGAGAUUAUCGCGAGAAGAAGAAGAUCCUGCUCAACAUCGAGCACCGCAUCAUGCUCAGGAUGGCUCCAGACUACGACCACCUGACUCUGAUGGAGAAGGUGGAGGUGUUCGAGCAUGCAGUGAAUAACACGGCGGGAGACGACCUCGCCAAGCUACUGUGGCUCAAGAGUCCCAGCUCUGAGGUGUGGUUCGACAGAAGAACCAACUACACCCGCUCCCUUGCCGUCAUGUCUGUGGUUGGAUAUAUCCUCGGACUCGGAGACAGACACCCAUCUAAUCUGAUGCUGGACAGGCUGAGUGGAAAAAUCCUCCACAUUGACUUCGGAGAUUGCUUUGAGGUUGCUAUGACCAGAGAGAAAUUCCCUGAGAAAAUCCCCUUCAGGUUGACCAGAAUGCUGACCAAUGCUAUGGAGGUAACAGGAUUAGAUGGGAACUACCGGAUCACGUGCCACACGGUGAUGGAGGUGCUGCGAGAACACAGAGACAGUGUCAUGGCCGUGCUGGAGGCCUUCGUCUAUGAUCCUUUACUCAACUGGAGGCUUAUGGACACCAACACUAAGGGAACCAAGCGCUCCAGGACUAGAACUGAUUCCUACUCAGCUGGACAGUCUGUUGAAACUAUGGAAGGUAUUGACCUGGGAGAAACGACUCACAAAAAGCCAGGAACCACCGUGCCUGAAUCUAUUCACUCUUUUAUUGGUGAUGGCCUUGUGCAGCCUGAAGCCUUGAACAAGAAAGCCAUCCAGAUUAUCAACAGGGUGCGAGACAAACUGACUGGACGAGACUUUUCGCAUGAUGAGACCCUCGAUGUCCCGACACAAGUAGAGCUGCUAAUCAAGCAAGCCACAUCACACGAGAACCUGUGCCAGUGUUACAUUGGAUGGUGUCCAUUCUGGUAGAGCUGCUCUUCAUUGUGUCUUGCUGUGGUUUCCUGUGGUAUUUGCUGAUACUAUAUCGUACCAACGUUAUGUUGUAAUAAUAGAAUCACAUGAAUUAGACAUUUUAUGUCUGCUUUUUAUUAAUUUAAUGGUGUAAUAUGAAAUGGAAUUAUGCACAAGAGGAGCCAAUUAUUUGAUUGAAAGUGUUCAGCUCAUGAGAUCAGCAUUUCUUUGACAAUAAAUUGUUGUUCUGUCUUUUCA
This is a messenger RNA of Trichomycterus rosablanca, 7908 nucleotides long. RefSeq names its product mechanistic target of rapamycin kinase (gene mtor). The coding region runs from base 115 to 7668 and encodes 2517 amino acids. The transcript is spliced from 59 exons. Gene Ontology annotation, biological process: protein phosphorylation; TOR signaling; negative regulation of macroautophagy. Gene Ontology annotation, cellular component: TORC1 complex; nucleus; TORC2 complex. NCBI's taxonomy places the organism in Eukaryota, Metazoa, Chordata, Actinopteri, Siluriformes, Trichomycteridae. The record is from RefSeq and is a predicted model, not a curated record. Gene Ontology annotation, molecular function: protein serine/threonine kinase activity; protein-containing complex binding; protein binding.